Arabidopsis arenosa is the source of this 4054-nucleotide messenger RNA. NCBI's taxonomy places the organism in Eukaryota, Viridiplantae, Streptophyta, Magnoliopsida, Brassicales, Brassicaceae. The record is from the annotation of a GenBank genome assembly.
CCUUAAUUUUCUCCGUAGCUUUUCUUCUCCACAUUCUUCGUUUCUGUAAUCGCUGAAGGUAAAAGAUGAGUACGGUCGAUAAAAUGCUGAUCAAGGGUAUCAGAAGCUUCGACCCAGAAAAUAAGAACGUUGUUACUUUCUUCAGACCUUUAACCCUAAUUGUCGGUGCCAACGGAGCCGGAAAAACUACGAUUAUAGAGUGUUUAAAGGUGUCUUGCACUGGAGAAUUACCACCGAACGCGAGGUCUGGUCAUAGCUUCAUUCAUGACCCUAAGGUUGCUGGGGAAACGGAGACAAAAGCACAAAUUAAGCUGAGAUUCAAGACAGCUGCAGGGAAGGAUGUGGUAUGCAUAAGGUCAUUUCAGUUGACGCAAAAGGCUUCAAAGAUGGAGUACAAAGCUAUUGAGAGUGUGCUUCAAACCAUUAAUCCUCACACUGGAGAGAAAGUAUGUCUCAGCUACAGAUGCGCUGACAUGGAUAGGGAGAUACCAGCUUUGAUGGGUGUGUCAAAAGCUAUUUUAGAAAACGUCAUCUUUGUGCAUCAGGAUGAGUCUAACUGGCCACUGCAAGAUCCUUCUACUUUGAAAAAGAAGUUUGAUGAUAUUUUCUCAGCCACCAGAUAUACAAAGGCUCUGGAAGUUAUUAAGAAACUUCACAAGGAUCAAGCUCAGGAAAUAAAAACUUUUAAGUUAAAGUUGGAAAACCUGCAGACCUUGAAAGACGCAGCUUAUAAGCUUCGUGAGAGCAUUGCGCAAGAUCAAGAAAGGACAGAAUCUUCAAAAGUUCAGAUGUUGGAACUGGAAACCAGCAUUCAGAAAGUUGAUGCUGAAGUUCAUAAUAAGGAAAUGAUGUUAAAAGAUCUGAGAAAGCUACAAGACCAAGUAUCAAGAAAAACUGCGGAAAGGAGCACCUUGUUUAAGGAGCAGCAGAGACAGUAUGCAGCAUUACCUGAGGAAAAUGAAGAUACUAUUGAAGAAUUGAAAGAAUGGAAAAGCAAGUUUGAAGAAAGAAUUGCUCUUUUGGAGACCAAAAUUCGAAAAAUGGAGAGAGAGAUGGAUGACACAGCAACUACAAUUUAUUCGCUUCACAAUGCAAAAACUAACUAUAUGCUGGAUAUCAGCAAGCUACAAACAGAAGCUGAAGCUCAUAUGCUGCUGAAGAAUGAAAGAGAUUCUACCAUCCAGAAAAUUUUUUCCCAUCACAAUUUAGGAAAUGUUCCUAGUACCCCCUUCGGUACUGAGGUAGUUUUGAAUCUCACAAAUCGAAUAAAAUCAAGACUGGGUGAACUUGAGAUGGACUUGCUCGAUAAGAAGAAAUCAAAUGAAACUGCUCUAAGUACGGCUUGGGAUUGCUAUAUGGAUGCUAAUGACCGUUGGAAAAGCAUCGAAGCUCAGAAACGAGCUAAAGACGAAAUCAAGAUGGGCAUAUCAAAACGCAUAGAAGAGAAAGAAAUUGAGCGUGAUUCAUUUGAAUUCGAAAUUUCCACUGUGGAUGUUAAACAAACUGAUGAAAGAGAGAAACAAGUGCAAAUUGAGCUUGAGAGAAAGACAAAACAGAAUUCUGAAAGGGGAUUUGAAUCCAAAAUAGAACAGAAACAGCAUGAAAUAUACAGCAUGGAGCAUAAAAUUAAGACACUGAAUCGAGAAAGAGAUGUUAUGGCUGGUGAUGCUGAGGAUAGAGUGAAAUUGUCUUUGAAGAAGACGGAACAGGAGAAUCUUAGGAAGAAACACAAAAAGAUAAUAAAUGAGUGCAAGGAUCGUAUUAGAGGAGUGCUGAAGGGGAGAUUGCCACCCGAGAAGGAUAUGAAGAAGGAGAUAGUUCAAGCUCUGAGGUCAAUUGAAAGGGAAUAUGAUGACCUGAGUUUGAAAUCCCGAGAAGCAGAAAAGGAGGUCAACAUGUUGCAGAUGAAGAUACAAGAAGUAAACAAUAGCCUAUUCAAGCAUAACAAGGAUACAGAAUCAAGAAAGAAAUACAUUGAGUCCAAGCUUCAGGCCUUAAAACAGGAAUCAGUUACCAUUGAUGCUUAUCCCAAAUUGUUGGAGUCGGCUAAGGACAAAAGAGAUGACCGUAAAAGCAAGUAUAACAUGGCAAAUGGUAUGCGCAAGAUGUUUGAACCUUUUGGGGAUUUAGCACGUCAACAUCAUUAUUGUCCUUGCUGUGAGCGCUCUUUUACAACUGAAGAAGAAAAUAGCUUUGUUAAGAAGCAAAGGGUAAAGGCUUCAACCACGGGGGAGCAUCUUAAAGAAUUAGCAGUGGCGUCUUCCAAUGCUGACUCUGUAUUUCAGCAGCUAGACAAACUACGGGCAGUUUUUGAAGAAUACUCGAAACUAACUAGUGAAAUUAUUCCUCUCGCUGAGAAAACUUUGCAAGAGCAUACAGAAGAGCUGGGUCAAAAGUCUCAAGCUCUUGAUGAUUUAUUAGGAAUCUCUGCCCAGAUAAAAGCUGACAAAGACUCAAUUGAAGCACUGGUGCAUCCCCUUGAAAAUGCUGACAGGACCUUUCAGGAAAUCGUAUCCUACCAAAAGCAAAUUGAAGAUCUUGAAUAUAAGCUUGAUUUCAGGGGUCUUGGGGUUAAAACUAUGGAAGAAAUCCAAUCAGAAUUAAGUAGCCUCCAAAGCAGCAAGGAUAAAUUGCACGGUGAGCUGGAGAAACUUAGAGAUGACCAGAUUUACAUGGAACGUGAUAUAUCAUGCCUCCAGGCCAGAUGGCAUGCAGUAAGGGAGGAGAAGGCUAAGGCAGCCAAUUUGUUACGCAACGUUACAAAGGCAGAAGAAGACCUGGAGCGUUUAGCCGAGGAGAAAAGUCAACUUGACCUCGACGUGAAGUAUUUGACUGAGGCACUGGGCCCGUUAUCCAAGGAAAAAGAGCAGUUACUGAGUGACUACAAUGAUAUGAAGAUUAGACGUAAUCAAGAGUAUGAAGAACUGGCUGAGAAAAAGAGAAACUACCAACAGGAAGUUGAGGCAUUACUCAAGGCCAGUUCUAAGAUAAAUGAGUAUCAUGAUCUGAAGAAAGGGGAGCGCUUAAAUGAUAUUCAAGAAAAGCAGCGGUUAUCCGAAUCUCAGCUUCAGAGCUGUGAAGCUAGAAAGAAUGAACUUGCAGGUGAACUGAACAGAAAUAAAGACUUGAUGCGGAAUCAAGAUCAACUGAGAAGAAAUAUAGAGGAUAACUUGAACUACCGGACAACAAAAGCAAAAGUUGAGGAGCUUACACGUGAGAUUGAAUCAUUGGAAGAGCAAAUAUUGAAUAUUGGUGGGAUUCCCGCAGUUGAAGCUGAAAUUGUAAAGAUAUUGCGGGAAAGGGAAAGACUUCUUUCAGAGCUGAACCGGUGUCGUGGAACAGUGUCUGUUUACGAGAGCAGUAUUUCAAAGAACAGAGUGGAGCUAAAACAGGCACAAUACAAGGACAUAGAUAAGCGGCACUUUGAUCAACUGAUCCAGCUAAAGACAACUGAAAUGGCAAAUAAAGACUUGGAUAGAUACUACAAUGCCCUUGACAAAGCACUAAUGCGCUUCCACACAAUGAAAAUGGAGGAAAUAAAUAAGAUUAUAAGGGAACUGUGGCAGCAGACAUACAGAGGUCAAGAUAUGGAUUACAUACGAAUACACUCAGAUUCCGAAGGUGCAGGCACCCGCUCUUACAGCUACAAGGUUCUUAUGCAGACUGGUGAUACAGAACUUGAAAUGAGAGGAAGAUGCAGCGCAGGUCAAAAGGUUCUUGCUUCAUUGAUAAUUAGGUUGGCUUUAGCUGAGACAUUUUGCUUAAACUGUGGAAUAUUAGCCCUUGAUGAGCCAACUACAAACCUGGAUGGGCCCAAUUCAGAAUCUCUUGCAGGAGCUCUUCUUAGGAUCAUGGAAGACAGAAAGGGCCAAGAGAAUUUCCAACUCAUAGUCAUUACCCACGAUGAACGCUUUGCUCAAAUGAUUGGCCAACGGCAACAUGCUGAAAAAUAUUACCGGGUCGCAAAAGAUGAUAUGCAACACAGCAUAAUCGAGGCCCAAGAGAUCUUUGAUUGAUAAACUGGUUGCUUGUUCUAUAAACCAACAUAACAGCU